Messenger RNA from Penicillium cinerascens, 624 nucleotides. RefSeq lists its product as uncharacterized. The record is from RefSeq and is a predicted model, not a curated record. The coding region runs from base 1 to 624 and encodes 207 amino acids. The transcript is spliced from 3 exons. NCBI's taxonomy places the organism in Eukaryota, Fungi, Ascomycota, Eurotiomycetes, Eurotiales, Aspergillaceae.
AUGCUUUCUCGCGCCAUCCUCGCCUUGUGCGGUGUGACUCUCGUUCUUGCCCAGGCCAACUAUAGCUCGCCUUUCUUAGCUGAAUUCCUCAUUUUGCGCGAUUUCUCCAUUUCUACCGUUGGAGGUGACGCCAGUCACACUACAUACAACGUAAAAUGUGAUAGCGAUGUCACUCUCUGUUCACUUCCUGCUACCGGUGUGACUGUUUUCACCGGCCCAUCAUCUGUGGGACUCUCAUUCACUGAACCAUCCGAGACGUUUACUUCCUCGGUGGGCUGUACCUACAUCGAUUCCGGAGCCUCGGCGGUUUGUGUGACUUUACUUGCUGCUCCAGGUGAGACCGUCGAAAGCGGCUCUAUGGUUACGAGCAUGGUCACCUCUCGAUCUACGACUACCCUCCCUGCUGCUUCGGUUGAAUUGGGCUUCAAUACGCCUGCUGCUACUGCUGCUUCACUUACAACCGGGAAGACACAGUCCAUGAGAUCUAGUUCGACCGAUAGUGUUGCAGCAAAAACUAGCACUGCGACAAGUGAGACUAAGACAGGGGGUGCGACCGAGGCGUUUGGGCAUGGGAAUGCCGGUAUCUUUGCAGGUGCAGCCAUCCUUGGACUAGGUCUUUUAUAG